Molecule: messenger RNA, 1599 nt
Organism: Trichoderma asperellum CBS 433.97
Lineage: Eukaryota; Fungi; Ascomycota; Sordariomycetes; Hypocreales; Hypocreaceae
Biological process (GO): protein quality control for misfolded or incompletely synthesized proteins
Cellular component (GO): mitochondrion; cytoplasm
Molecular function (GO): ATP binding; ATP hydrolysis activity
Source: RefSeq, a predicted model, not a curated record
AUGACCAGCAGGCCGUUGAGCCGAUUAAGAUCCUCGGCUUCUUGUGCCAGGAGUCGGCAAUUUUCCAGGUCGUUUUGGGUGCAGUCGGCUCAACGGGUGAUCGUGCGAGCAGCAUGGAAUGGCGGAUUGAGAACGAACCAGACGGUAUAUCGACCGUUCCCAUCGGCGGCGAGGGCUCUGGCGACCGUUUCGGACCGUCCGAUAGGCGGCUUGGGUCCGUUGGAGGAAUAUGACAGACGGGUGGAUGCUGGCAUUUUGCGGAACGACGAGCAUCAAAGAGGCAUCAUCGAGAGCUUGCAGCAUCUUCACAAUGAGCUCCGCAACUAUCACGCACCGCCCGUCGUCCACCCGAGCCUUGAUCUCCUCAAGCCGGCGAAGAAGUCUGUCUUCUCAUCACUCUUUGGUAACGGAGGCGCCGCAAAGGCUACGAUAAAAGACAUCCCGGAGAAUCUACCCCGAGGGCUGUACCUGUUUGGCGACGUGGGCAGCGGCAAGACAAUGCUCAUGGACCUAUUCUACGACACUCUGCCCCCCUCGGUGAAGACUAAGACGAGGAUACACUUUCACAACUUCAUGCAGGAUGUUCACAAACGGCUACACAAAUUAAAGAUACAGCAUGGCAGCGAUGUUGAUGCUGUGCCGUUUGUCGCGGCGGAUAUUGCAGAGCAGGGCAAUGUGCUUUGUUUUGACGAGUUCCAAUGUACCGACGUGGCGGACGCUAUGAUUCUACGGAGGCUGCUAGAAUGUCUCAUGUCUCACGGCGUGGUCCUGGUAACGACAUCGAACCGUCACCCAGACGACUUAUACAAAAACGGAAUCCAGCGAGAGUCAUUUAUCCCAGCAAUCAAGCUGCUCAAGAACCGUCUACAUGUCAUCAACCUCGACUCACCAACAGACUAUCGCAAGAUCCCUCGACCGCCGUCGGGUGUCUAUCACACCGCGCUAGAUCAGCACGCCGAGUCUCACGCCGAGAAAUGGUUCCGCUUCCUGGGCGACUCGGAGAACUUUGCGCCGCGAUCCGAGACACAGAAAGUCUGGGGACGAGAAAUCUUUGUCCCGCGCGUCAGCGGGCGGUGCGCGUGGUUCACAUUCGACGAGCUCAUCAAGAAGCCCAAGUCGGCGGCCGACUACCUCGAGCUGGUGCGCAAGUACGACGCCUUCAUCGUGACGGAAGUGCCUGGCAUGACGAUUCGCGAACGAGAUCUCGCCCGCCGCUUCAUUACCUUUAUUGAUGCCGUCUACGAGGGCAACGCCAAGCUCGUCCUUACGACAGAGAAGCCGCUUGGCGAACUGUUUGUCUCGCGCGACGAGGUUGCCGAGACGCUGCUCCAGGCAAACCCGUCCCACGCGGCACCCACUAAGGACACCACGCAGAGCGUGAUGGAGAAUCUAGGGGAGAGCGUCGAGAAGCUCAAGAAUUCCAAUCUCUUUGCCGGCGAGGAAGAGGCUUUUGCGUUUGCCAGAGCGCUGAGUCGGCUGAGUCACAUGGAGAGCAAGGAGUGGGUCGAGAAAGGCCUUGGGCUGGAGAACAAGGGCGGUAAGGAAGAUAAAGAUAGCUGGACGAAGACGAGAAGUCGACAGAUGGAGGACUCGAUGUGA